Messenger RNA from Solanum pennellii, 1711 nucleotides. Its product is annotated as protein WHAT'S THIS FACTOR 1, chloroplastic. The record is from RefSeq and is a predicted model, not a curated record. Gene Ontology annotation, molecular function: RNA binding. NCBI's taxonomy places the organism in Eukaryota, Viridiplantae, Streptophyta, Magnoliopsida, Solanales, Solanaceae. Bases 150 to 1568 code for a protein of 472 amino acids. The transcript has a single exon.
UUUAAAACAUUUGAAAGCACGUGAAUGAUGAUGAUGUUGUUUUUAGAAAGCAAAAAUUUUCCAAAAUCUGACUACAUCUACUCCAAGCUUGUCGUUAUCUAUUUAUUUGGAGAGUGCACACCAACUGUUUGAUCAUUUAACCCCCAAACAUGUCAUCCCUACAAAUGAGCCUCCUCUUCACUUUACCAGUAAAAAUCCAAUUCCAAAGAAAUGAUCCAGAUUUCUUACGCAGAAGCAAAAUUUCUAUUAUUUGCUCUAAUCCUGGACCUCACAAAUUGGUUCCAGAUCGCAAGUUGGACAAACAUGUUGUAAAAAACAACAAUAUUAGGUUCGUAUACAAGCUCAAAACACUCUUACUUUCAAAACCAAAGCAUUUCAUGCCUAUCGAUGUUCUCUACAAAUGCCGUGGCUAUUUAACUCUUCCUAAACCUCGCUCUAUUCUUUCAAUGAUUCAGCGUUAUCCAACAAUAUUUGAGCUAUUCACUAUACCAACACCCCCUACACCCUUCAAUGCCACUAAACCACUUUCUCAGCUCUGUGUUCGACUCACUCCUCCUGCUGCUGCCCUCCUUGGUAAAGAAUUCCAACUCAAAUCGGCUCGUUCUGAUUUCCUGGCCGCUAAGUUACAGAAGCUUCUAAUGCUUACCACGCACCAUAGCUUAUUGCUAUCCAAGCUACUUCACAUUGCACCUGAUCUUGGUUUGCCUGUUAAUUUCAGGUCUCGCCUUUGCAGUGAUUACCCUCAUAAGUUUCAGAUUGUUGACACAUCUCUUGAGCUUAUUUCUUGUGAUCUAGCUCUAUCGAAUGCUUUACCGUCUCAUGAAGUUGACCAUGUUUCACUUGGAUUGAUUGUAGAUCGGCCAUUAAAGUUCAAGCACUUAAAACUUAGAAGAGGACUAAAUUUGAAGAGACGGCAUGAAGAGUACCUUAUAAAGUUUAAAGAAUUACCGGAUGUAUGUCCUUAUAAGACAAGAGUGAAUGAUUUCUAUAAAGAGUCUAUUAAUGCUGAGAAGAGGGCUUGUGCAGUGGUGAGAGAAGUUUUAGGGAUGAUGGUUGAGAAGAGGACUUUGGUUGAUCACUUAACACAUUUUAGAAAGGAGUUUGGUUUGCCAAACAGAUUAAGGGCUAUGCUAAUAAGGCACCCUGAGUUGUUUUAUGUCAGUAAGAAGGGGCAGAGAGACUCCGUCUUUCUGGUAGAAGGGUACGAUGAUAGAGGCAAACUUUUGGAGAGGGAUGAAAUGCUGGUCAUGAAAGAUCACCUGAUGGAGCUUGUUAGGAAGGGAAAGCAAAUGAGAAGAGAAACAAGGAACGUUUUUGCAAACUUAGGUGAUGAGAAUGAGUAUUUCAAUCAAACGGGUGGCAAUGACUACUUUGAACACUAUGAUGGUUUGGAUAAAUUGUUUGAAGUUGAAGACUUUAAAUCAGGGAAUGGCACAGAUGAUGAUGGAGAUUUUGAUUUUGAUGAUGGCUCUGACAGUGAUGAAAGCACCAAAUUAUGGGCUAUACAAGAUGAAACACAGUUCUGGACAACUGAGGCGCAUACUGAUGGCGAUUUAGCACCUUGGUAGUCUUUCCAUUCUGGUGACUGCUACUUGUAGUUAAAGAUUGUACUUAUCCUAUUUGUUUUCUUAAAAUUGCUACAAUAUUUAUAUAUUCAUAGAAAGAGUGCAUAUAUAGUAUUUCAAAAAAUAAAAGAGUUGUGGUUUAAGGA